Molecule: messenger RNA, 648 nt
Organism: Carassius auratus (goldfish)
Lineage: Eukaryota; Metazoa; Chordata; Actinopteri; Cypriniformes; Cyprinidae
Gene: rbpms
Product: RNA binding protein, mRNA processing factor
Exons: 8
Coding region: 1-558 (185 amino acids)
Molecular function (GO): RNA binding
Source: RefSeq, a predicted model, not a curated record
AUGAACAACAGCAGCAAGAACGAGCGCAGCAGCUCAGGAGAAGAGGUCAGGACUCUGUUUGUCAGUGGUCUGCCACUGGACAUCAAACCCAGAGAGCUCUACCUGUUAUUCAGGCCUUUUCAGGGUUACGAAGGGUCCUUAAUCAAAUUGACCUCCAAACAGCCGGUGGGGUUUGUCAGUUUUGACAGUCGCUCAGAAGCAGAGGCUGCUAAGAACGCACUGAACGGUGUUCGCUUUGACCCAGAUAUUCCCCAGACUUUACGGCUGGAGUUUGCCAAAGCCAACACCAAGAUGUCCAAGAGCAAACUAGUAGGAAUCCCAAACCCUUCGCCAUCCAGACAGAGUCCUGGCCCUCCCUGUGUCACUCGAGAGCCCUAUGACAUGAGUGUUCCUGCGCUGUACGCCAGCGGUCCUGAGGUGUGGGCAUCUUACCCACUGUACCCCGCUGAGCUGCCUCCGCCGGCUUACCCCUACAGCUCCUCGCUGCACACUCAGAUUCGCUGGCUGCCAAUUGUGGAUGCAACCAAUCAGGGCUGGAAGAGCCGACAGUUUUGUUGACGUCUGUGUUCUGCAGGUGCAGCAGCGACACAGUUGACAUCCUCAUCUUUUCAGUCUUUCUUUGUUCAUCUUUACUACUCUCCGGUCUGU